This is a messenger RNA of Girardinichthys multiradiatus, 2033 nucleotides long. It is a transcript of the gene ankra2, whose product is annotated as ankyrin repeat, family A (RFXANK-like), 2. Gene Ontology annotation, cellular component: nucleus. Gene Ontology annotation, biological process: proteolysis; regulation of gene expression. Gene Ontology annotation, molecular function: protein binding; aspartic-type endopeptidase activity. The coding region runs from base 214 to 1167 and encodes 317 amino acids. The record is from RefSeq and is a predicted model, not a curated record. The transcript is spliced from 9 exons. Lineage: Eukaryota; Metazoa; Chordata; Actinopteri; Cyprinodontiformes; Goodeidae.
UGCACCCAGAAAUCAAGUUGCGCAUGCGCAUAUUUAUCAAAACACCGACGCAGCAGCAAUGAUUUUAUGACGAUUUUCUGAAUAAGAAAUGUAGUGUCAAGUAAGAUUUUUGUCGUUUUAGCAACUCGGACCUUGGUAACGAUUAAACUCCAAGUUUGAACAAGUGAACAUGUUUUAUUUACCGACAAGUAAUUCUGAUUGAACGGUAAGAGGAUGGAUAACGUUACCGUGUCAGCUGCAGAGGGGACCGCUGGGUGUCCCCUGGUCUCUGAGGACAUGGAGGGGAUCUGCGUGAUGCCUGAUCUUAGCGCCAUAAAGACCGAGCAGUCGGUGAGUCCGACCCCCGACGAGCCAAGCCCUCAAAAUGUGGCCAUGGGAAUCAAGUUCAUCCUUCCCAACCGCUUUGACAUGAAUGUUUGCUCCAGAUUUGUAAAGUCUCUCAACGAGGAGGACAGCAAGAACAUUCAGGACCAGGUGAAUUCGGAUCUGGAGGUGGCUUCUGUUUUAUUUAAAGCUGAGUGCAACAUCCAAACGUCCCCAUCACCAGGUAUACAAGUCCGCCACGUUUACACGCCGUCCACCACCAAACAUUUCUCCCCAAUCAAACAGUCCACCACACUCACCAACAAACACCGGGGCAACGAGGUUUCCUCCACACCACUUUUGGUCCAUUCUUUAUCUAUUCAUCAGCUGGCAGCCCAAGGAGAAAUGGUGUUUUUGGCCAGUAGAAUUGAACAAGAGACUGUCAUCAAUCUCCAAGACGAUGAAGGUUUCACCCCUCUUAUGUGGGCAGCGGCACACGGACAGAUCGCCGUCGUUGAGUUUCUGCUCCAAAAUGGGGCCGACCCAAACCUGCUGGCCAAAGGGAGGGAAAGCGCGCUGUCUCUGGCCUGCAGUAAGGGAUACACAGACAUAGUGAGGAUGCUCAUCGACUGUGGAGUGGAUGUCAAUGAGUACGACUGGAAUGGAGGAGCCCCUCUGCUGUAUGCUGUCCAUGGCAACCAUGUGCGCUGUGUUGAGAUUUUGUUAGACAGUGGCGCUGAUCCUACUGUAGAGUCGGAUUCAGGAUUCAAUGCGAUGGAUAUGGCUGUUGCUAUGGGCCAUCGAAAUGUUCAACAGGUUAUGGAGGCCCACCUAUUGAAGCUACUGAUGGGAAUCAGAGAGUGAACUCCUGGAGAACAAACCUUAUAGGACAUUGUUUGGUGCUGGACAAUCAUGUAGCGUGCCCUGGAUUUCAGCCUGUAGGAAUAGUUUGGUGUCUAGAAGUUUUUUAAGCUGUGUUGUAAAAUAUUAUUUAUUUAAUCUUGCGACACACCUUUUUAGUUGUAACCCUCUUUAAAACAGUCAUACUCUGUGCUUUAAUGUUAACGUAUACUCUGGAGUUGUAAAUGUAAUCAAGUUGGGAACGAGUUGCAGGCCACCUGUAGUGUGCUGCAAUGCGAGUUUGAUUUAGUUAAAAAUGAGCAAUGUGGGUUUAUCCUGUCCUCAUAUAUUAUUAUUACCCCCUUUUCACCUGUUUUAAAUAACUUUUCUAACCACACUGAAACCAUUUCUAAGGUAAAGAAAAAAAGGUUCUCAUCGUCAUGUCUGGUCUUCACAGCAAGCACAUUUCAGAGGCACAUUGAACUGUGAGGUCAUGAAGCUGCCAACCUGUGAAUUUACUUUGUGUUUUUUAUUUAUUUGAAUUUAUUGCGACCAUUGUAGGGUCAGUCGUGUUCAUGUACAGUGAUGCUUGGAUGUUUUGUGAAUUUGAAAAGACCACACACUGCAAUUCAACAGCCCAAAGUGGCAUUGUGGUGCUCUUUGCAGUUUUGUAUCAGAUGGCUUGUGCAUUAAAACAGUCGUUAUGUCUUUCUACUUUAAAAAGCUCUUUUAUUAUUUUUAAAGCUGUUUAAAACAAGAAAAUAAUGGGUGGCCCAUCCUCUGGACAAAUUAUGCUGGAAUUUAUUUAAUUUGAAAAUAUAAAGAUUUGUAUUUGCUGCUAUGUGAUGUGGUUCUGGAAAGCUUUCCUAAAUAAAUUUUUUAAAAUCCCA